UAAAAAACAUAAAGCAUCUUCUACAAUACAAAUAUGUUUUCGCCAAACAAAUAAACCUACUCACUUGACCUGAAUCGAAUUCAUCUCUUCUCAGGACAACGUCCUAUUUCGCUUCCAUGGCUGAAUAUGAGGAGCUGAUUUGGGGAAAUGAUCAGGUUCUCCGGCGUGGAAGGUCUACUUGUUCGUCGUGCAUAGCUUUUAACCCAAACCCUAACACUACUACCGGUGGUGGAGACAUCUUACCCGAAAAGAAAUCAAAAUUAACGACGGUCAAUUCUGAUUUCUUCAGUUUUUCAGGCGAUCUUGAGUACUUGGUUAAGAAUGACGAUGAUCAGUACAUAACCGAUCAACCACAAACUGUUCCGGUGUGUCAAGGCCAGAAGUCGAGGCCAAAACCAUCCGAUGAACUGGAAAUUCCUCAGCUUCCAAAAUAUACAAAUGAUCGGCCACAUCGUAAGUAUAAAGAGUCUUAUAACCGUCAAGAUCUUGUAGAGGAAGCUGAGAUAAAUCGGAUCCAGCGGAUCAACAGUCAUCCUCAAGAAGCAGUUUCUGAUCAGCAAUCAGAAGCUCCUGUCCGUCGUAAAGGAGCUCCAAAUGAUCCGACCAGUUCUUCUUUGAAGAGGCGGAGAGACGAACAUACAGAAGAGACGUCGUCUUUGAGUGAAAAGAAAAGAAGAAAAAAGAUCAACCAGAAGAUGCGUGCGUUACAAGCUCUCAUACCUAAUUCUCACAAGGUGGAUAAAGUUUCUGUUCUUGAUAACGCGAUUGAGCAUGUAAAGACCCUUCAGCUUCAGCUACAGAUGAUGUCAAUGGGAUGUAUGGCACCAAUGUUUUUACAAUCCUUAGCUGGUUUGAGUCCCAUGGGGUUUGGGUUGGGUAUGAGAAUGCCUAUGCCUAUGCCUAUGGCUCAGUUUCCAGCCGCUCAGGCGAUGCCUAUGUCGCUGAGAUCGCAGCUGCCGUUCUUUCCUUUUAUUGGGGCCGGAGGUUCCUCAAUGCCGCUGAGUUCCGUUGAACAUCUGUUCAGAUUCACGGAUGCGGUUGGUGGCUCAAAUUUGCAAUCGUCCCCUCAGGACUCGAUGCAAAAUCGCCGUCAUUAAACUUCACUGAUCUCAUUGACCAUCAAGUCUUGGACGAAAUCAAAUAGCUUCAUAUACAUACGUAUGCUCCAGUUAACUAUAGCUUGCUGGUCUUAUGAAGGAGAAGGAGCAGAAUGAGAUUUGGCGUGACAGUAUCACAGUCAUAUUUUACAUAAUUUAAAAAAAGGAGUCAAAAAAUUUAAUAAUAAAAAAGAAAACCAUGGUCUACAGUUUGCUGUACAUUUGUUUAACCUUUUUGUCAGUUGGCUUUGAAUUUGUAUAAGUUGCCAAAAAAACUAUGAAUAGUGGCUGUACCAACAUAUAUGCUCUCAACCACAAACUACAACAUUAUUUCAGCAA
This is a messenger RNA of Mercurialis annua (annual mercury), 1436 nucleotides long. Its product is annotated as transcription factor HFR1. Bases 117 to 1097 code for a protein of 326 amino acids. Gene Ontology annotation, molecular function: protein dimerization activity. The record is from RefSeq and is a predicted model, not a curated record. NCBI's taxonomy places the organism in Eukaryota, Viridiplantae, Streptophyta, Magnoliopsida, Malpighiales, Euphorbiaceae. Gene Ontology annotation, cellular component: nucleus. The transcript has 6 exons.